Messenger RNA from Ornithorhynchus anatinus (platypus), 3738 nucleotides. It is a transcript of the gene KBTBD4, whose product is annotated as kelch repeat and BTB domain containing 4. The record is from RefSeq and is a predicted model, not a curated record. The transcript has 3 exons. Gene Ontology annotation, molecular function: protein binding. NCBI's taxonomy places the organism in Eukaryota, Metazoa, Chordata, Mammalia, Monotremata, Ornithorhynchidae. Bases 1635 to 3191 code for a protein of 518 amino acids.
GCGAGAUGGAGGCGCAGCGAGAAGGUUAGCGUGGGAGGAGGGAAGCGUGCGGGCUGGGUCGUGGGAGAGUAGCCGGGUGUGACGUAGGAGCCGGCUUUGAAGCCAGGGGUGAAGAGUUUUCCAUGCGGAGACGGGACGGGCGGCCACUGGAGUUCCUUGAGGAGUGGGGAGACGCGUCCCGAACGUCUCUGUAGAAAAACGAUCAGGGCGGCCGAGUGAAGAAUGGCCCGGAGCGGGGGAGAGACGGGAGGCCGGGCCGUCGGCGAGGAGGCCCGUACGGUAAUCGAGGCGGGAGAGGAGAAGCGACUUGUACCGAUUAACGUGUAGCGGUUUGGAUGGAGAGGAAGGGGCGGAUUUUAGCGAUGUCGUGAAGGGGGGACCGACGGGACGGAUCGAAUCCAUUUAGCGAUGGAUCGAACGUGUCCUUUCGGAGCAGCGUGGACCUCCCCCUCCUCGGAGGCUCUCGCGGGGCCUGGGAGCCGAGGGGGACGCGGCCCGGUGUCGGGGAGUCAGAGGCCGGAGGGCUCCGGGACGUCGCCGGAAGGCCACGGGCGGAACGGCCGAGGCCCGGGGAGAAGACGGAGUUCCAAAAUCCAACCCGCGGGCCCGGUUUUAAGAGUGGGCUUUUGUCUGGCGAUUUUACUUUCCUCUGUGCCCAACACAGGGAGCACUGUUUUCCCCUGCCAACGCUGUAGUGGCGGACAGCCUGCCUCGGCAUUCCCCAGCCUGUUUUUAAGGGGCGGAGAUAUACUAGAGACCUUCAGGAAACGGGGCUGCCCUCGUGAAACCGCUGGAAACAUGCCCCAUACUCUCCAAGCGGCAGCUGACCGGGCUGCCCGGGAGGGACUUGGCGAAGGUUGGACGCGCCCUAGUCUGGGAGCCAGAAGGCCGGGGGUGCGGAAGGGCUGGGCCGCUCAUACUGCCGUGUGACCUCGGGCAGAUCGCUUCGCUUCUGGGCCUCGGUCCCUCCUCUGUAAAAUGGGGAUUAAAAAUACGAGCCCCCUUUGAGGCGGGGACCCGCGUCCGACCCCGUCCGCCCGGAUCCGCCCCGGCGCUCGGCACGGUGCCCCGGCAGAGAGUGAGCGCUUAACAAAUUACCGUCCUUACUAUUUUUACCGCCUCCCCCCCUGCCCCGGCCCCUUCUCCCGGCUCUUGGAAGGAAGCGGAGCGCGAAAUCUAGACGUGUUGGGGUUUCCCAAGCCCCCUUAAAAUCCGGGGUUCUGAUCUUCCCUCUGAAAUUACCGCCGGACCCGUUUCCCCGCGUUGCCUCGACGCGGCCAAGGGGAGUUGUCACUUGGCGGUUAACUCCCGGCCAGCCCUCCGCGAGCCGGAAGAACGAGCGGGGCCCCGUAGUCCGAACGGAGCGGUCCGGUAGGACUCGGCUCUUAAUAGCCCUUUUCCCCAGAGCGAGGAGCCGCCGGCGGGGGCCCGUGAGACGGCCCGGCGCGUGCGGAACGUUCGGCCGAUCGUCGGCCGGGCGGGAUUCGGACUCCCAGCCGCCGCCGCCUCCUUCCCUCCCCUCCCGCCCCUCGGCCGCUUCCUCCGGCGGGCCGAGGCGGGAGCCGCGAAUCCCCCCGGAGGGUCGGCGGGGUCGGUCUCUUGCAGAGCGCGGGCGGUCCGACCCGGCCGGCGCCAUGGAAUCGCCGGAGGAGCCGGGGGCCUCCACGGACGAGAACUACUUCGUGAAUUACACGUUCACGGACCGGUCCCACUCGGGCCGGGUGGCCCAGGGCAUCAUGAAGCUGUGCCUGGAGGAAGAGCUCUUCGCCGACGUGACCGUCUCGGUGGAGGGGAGGGAGUUCCAGCUGCACCGGCUGGUCCUCUCGGCCCAGAGCUGCUUCUUCCGCUCCAUGUUCACCUCCAACUUGAAGGAGGCGCACAACCGGGUGAUCGUGCUGCGGGACGUCAGCCAGUCCGUCUUCCGGCUCCUGGUGGACUACAUCUACCACGGGACGGUGAAGCUGCGGGCCGAGGAGCUGCAGGAGACCUACGAGGUCGCGGAUAUGUACCAGCUGAACUCCCUGUUCGAGGAGUGUUCCCGCUUCCUGGCCCGCACGGUGCAGGCGGGGAACUGCCUGCGGGUGAUGUGGCUGGCCGAUCGGCACAGCGACGCGGAGCUCUACACGGCCGCCAAGCACUGCGCCAAGACCCACCUGGCCCAGCUGCGGGCCACGGACGAGUUUCUCCACCUGCCUCAGCACUUGCUCACCGACAUCAUUUCGGACGGAGUGCCGUGUUCCCAGAACCCGACCGAGGCCAUAGAAACCUGGAUCAACUUCAACAGGGAAGAGCGAGAGAUCUUCUCCGAGUCGCUCAGGGCCAACCUGAAGGAGAUCGGGGAGAACGUGCACAUCUACCUGAUCGGGAAGGAGUCGUCUCGCACCCACUCGCUGGCCGUCUCCCUGCACUGCGCCGAGGACGACUCCAUCAGCGUGAGCGGCCAGAACAGCCUGUGCCACCAGAUCACGGCCGCCUGCAAGCACGGGGGGGACCUGUACGUGGUCGGGGGCUCCAUCCCCCGCCGCAUGUGGAAGUGUAACAACGCCACCGUGGACUGGGAAUGGUGCGCCCCGCUGCCCCGCGACCGGCUGCAGCACACGCUGGUGUCCGUGCCCGGGAGGGACGCCAUCUACUCGCUGGGGGGCAAGACCCUGCAGGACACCCUCUCCAACGCCGUCAUCUACUACCGGGUGGGCGACAACGUCUGGACGGAGACCGGCCAGCUGGAGGUGGCCGUGGCGGGGGCCGCGGGGGCCAACCUCAACGGGGUCAUCUACCUGCUCGGGGGCGAGGAGAACGACCUGGACUUCUUCACCAAGCCCUCGCGGCUCAUCCAGUGCUUCGACACGGAGGCGGAGAAGUGCCAGGUGAAGCCCUACGUGCUGCCCUUCGCCGGCCGCAUGCACGCCGCCGUGCACAAGGACCUGGUGUUCGUCGUGGCCGAGGGCGACUCCCUGCUGUGCUACAACCCCCUGCUGGAUAGUUUCACCCGGCUCUGCCUGCCCGAGGCGUGGAGCGCGGCCCCCUCCCUCUGGAAGAUCGCCAGCUGCAACGGCGGCAUCUACGUCUUCCGGGAGCGCUACAAAAAGGGGGACGCCAACACCUACAAGCUGGACCCCGCCACCUCGGCCGUCACCGUCACCGGCGGCGUCAAGGUGCUGCUCACCAACCUGCAGUUCGUCUUGGCCUGAGGCCUCGGCCGGGGGGCGGGCCCCGGCAGGUCCCCGCCUCCGCCCGCCCCGGCCCCCCGCUCACAGACGCCCCGGGCCUUCGAUCUGACCUCUGUCCGUUCCGCCGAGGCGACGUCCCGCCCCCUCCCCUUCCCGCGACUCCGACGGGCCUCGACCGUAGCUUGGCUCGGGACUUUCCCGACCCCUCCUCCCCGCCACCAGCUCGACUAAGGGUCUCUCCCUCCUCUUUCCGACUUCCGGGUCACUCGGGCCUCACGGGACGGUCCUCCUUCUCUGUCCGAAAGGAGAGCUCCCCGGUCCCGAGACCGAAAGGGCCCUCUCCCCUUCCCGGGCCGGGGACUGGCAGCGUCGGUGGGGCGGAGGGGCGUUUCUCAAGUAAGGCCCCCCCGCCUCGGCCGUGGGGGUAAAACUAUCGCUCGGGGGGCGGGGGUUCCAUUUGACGUUCUUGACCCCUCCACAGGGCCCGUUGGGCUGCCCCGGGAGCCUGGAAAUUUCCUCCAGCGUCUUUUCAGCCCUCGGAAAAUAAACCUUACUUUUGAAUUUCUCA